UGACUAUUAUAAAUUUUUAUUCUUUUGAAAAAGUCAGACCGUUGCAAGAAAUUUGCUACAGCACCUAGAUAUGUGCGGUGUGAAAAUGUUAUUUUUAGUGUUUUGAAAACGUAUAAACUGUCAAAACACAGUUUACCCAAACAGACCAAAUGUGUUUUCAAAGUAUCACCGCAUCAAAUAAGCUGCUCCAAAUUGGUCAUUAGCCUUACUCCUCUAGUUAAUUUUGACUGCAUUGACUUUGCCUCCAUUCCAUAGAAGAAAAUAAAAUAUAUUUAUGGUUUUGAUACACGCAUAAAACUAUUUAUAUAACUAACGUUCUUUAUUUUAUUUAUAAAUUUCACUCAAAAGUUUAAAUUCUAUUUCAAAUGAGCCUAGUUGUACCAGUCACCGUCUUCCUCCUGGAUUUUAUCUCUUGAGGUUUACUUCAGAAAGUUCAAAGAUCGCAACUUUUGCCCUAAAAAUGAACAGUUUUCAAUCUCCUCCGUGUUCUUUCUUCAACAACCGAUGGCUUGUCUUCGUCGGCGCAAUAUGGGUACAGUCCGUCGCCGGGGUGGGAUAUCUCUUCGGCGGCAUAUCGCCUGUGAUUAAGGUUUAUAUGGGCUACAACCAGCGCCAAAUCGCAGCCCUAGGUGUCGCCAAGGAUCUCGGCGGCAGCGUUGGGUUUCCCGCCGGAAUUCUCUGUGAAUUUCUCCCUCUCUGGUCGGUUCUGUUCAUCGGCGCUUUGAAGAAAGUUAUGGGAUAUGGCUGGAUCUGGCUCAUCAUCACCGGACGAGUGUCGGUUCUGCCUCUUUGGGCGAUGUGCAUUCUUCUCUUUGUUGGUAACAAUGGAGAAACAUACUUCAAUACAACAGCACUGGUUUCUUGCUUGCAGAACUUUCCUAACAGCAGAGGGCCCAUAGUGGGCAUCUUGAAAGGUUUUGCUGGCCUGAGUGGUGCAAUUUUGAUUCAGAUAUACACCGUAAUACGCUCUCCUGAUGAUGCUGCGCUCAUUUUUAUGGUUGCUGUCGGACCUUCCAUCGUUGUAAUAGCCCUUAUGUUCAUUAUUAGACCGGUAGCUGUGCCCAAGCAAGUCCAGCCUUCAGACAACUCCAGCUUUGCUUUCAUUUAUAGCUUAUGCUUGCUUUUAGCUGCUUACUUGAUGGCUACCAUGCUCCUUCAAGACCUUGUUAACUUGAGCCAUAAUUUCAUUAUCAUGUUUACUGUUGCCUUGAUCAUUCUACUUCUAUCUCCUAUCACAAUUCCUUUAAUCAUAACCUUUGGUUCUCAUGCUGCUUCAAGCGAUCGAAAGGGUCUGUUAUCCGAGUCUCAAAGGGAGGAGCCGGACGAACUAAUGGUCUGUGAGGUAGAGGUUGAGAAGUCUGACGAGGUUGAUUUGCUUCCUGAAUCAAAGAGGAUGAUGAUGAAUCAGCAGGUGCAAGCAGAACUGUUUCAGGCUGCACCUGUGGGAGCUGUAAGGGUGCAGAGCAGGAGAGGGUUGAAUAGGGGGGAGAAUUUCACCUUGUGUCAGGCUUUCAUAGAGGCAGACUUUUGGCUUUUGUUUAUCUCUCUUUUGUUGGGAUCUGGUUCAGGUUUAACUGUUAUGGAUAAUUUAGGACAGAUGAGCCAGUCUUUGGGCUACGAUAAACCACACAUUUUCGUGUCAUUGAUUAGUAUAUGGAAUUUUCUUGGCCGAGUUGUUGGCGGCUACCUGUCAGAAAUAAUUGUGAGGGAUCAUGCAUAUCCAAGGCCUCUAGCUCUGGCAGUCUCUCAGGGUGUAAUGGCAGUAGGACAUUUUUUCAUCGGUAUGGGUUUGCCGGGAUCAUUGUACGUUGGAACACUUGUAAUAGGGCUCGGCUUUGGAGCUCACUGGGCUAUCGCCCCAGCUGCAGCGUCAGAGCUGUUUGGUAUGAGAAAUUUUGGGUCUUUCUAUAAUUUUCUCACUUGUGCAAACCCUGCAGGCUCUUUGAUAUUCUCAGAACUUAUUGUAAGUAAUAUAUAUGAUUAUGAAGCCUCUAGGAAAGCUCACAUGAGACAGAAACAUGGAGAUAGGUUGGAAGAAGAGGGGCUGAGGUGUGAGGGAGCGAUUUGCUUCUUCUACUCUUCAAUGAUAAUGUCUGGAUUUAGCAUCAUUGCAGUUAUCUUGAGUUUGGUUCUUGUUUAUAGAACGAAAGUUUUCUAUUCGAAUCGUUAUGAAAAAAACUCCUCUUUGAGCUGCUUAUAAAGAGUGAUGAUUGCCUCCUUUGUU
Messenger RNA from Phalaenopsis equestris, 2224 nucleotides. Its product is annotated as protein NUCLEAR FUSION DEFECTIVE 4-like. The record is from RefSeq and is a predicted model, not a curated record. Lineage: Eukaryota; Viridiplantae; Streptophyta; Magnoliopsida; Asparagales; Orchidaceae. The coding region runs from base 461 to 2200 and encodes 579 amino acids. Gene Ontology annotation, cellular component: membrane. The transcript is spliced from 3 exons.